Molecule: messenger RNA, 2460 nt
Organism: Verticillium dahliae VdLs.17
Lineage: Eukaryota; Fungi; Ascomycota; Sordariomycetes; Glomerellales; Plectosphaerellaceae
Product: carnitine O-palmitoyltransferase I
Exons: 7
Coding region: 1-2460 (819 amino acids)
Biological process (GO): carnitine metabolic process
Cellular component (GO): mitochondrion
Molecular function (GO): carnitine O-acetyltransferase activity
Source: RefSeq, a predicted model, not a curated record
AUGGCACCCCAUCUCACCCUGCUCGAGCCUGACUGUCACUACUUCUACCGCUCGGCGCUGCGUGGCUUGAACGUGCGAAUUUUCUCCCGGCCCAAAAGCCUCGGCGAGACGCUCGCACAACCUACCACACUAUCACCAAGACCAACGGAGCCAACGGGCGUGAGCCCCACCAACGGCGUCAUCGGUUACAAGAUCACGGGUACCGACGGGAGGCCGCAUCCAUGGGUGUCUACGACGAAAAGUCCAAGGGCUGGUGUCACCUUUGCGCACCAGGAUGACCUCCCGCAUCUGCCCAUCCCCGAGCUGUCAGAAACGACAGAAAAGUAUCUUGCGGCCCUCAAGCCUCUGCAAAAUGCACGAGAGCACGGCGAGACCAAGGCCGCUGUGGCCGAGUUUCUCAAACAGGACGGCGUCGAGCUGCAAGAGAAGCUCAAGCGAUAUGCCGAAAGCAAGACGAGCUACAUUGAACAAUUCUGUAAAAACAACCAAAUCACCCGUGCCGCGUCGCUUGUGGCGUCCUCGCUGGAAUUCGUGCGUGCCGUGCGCAGGGAAGAGCUGCCUCCGGACACGAUCAAGGGUACGCCGUUGUGCAUGUACCAAUUCUCUCGACUCUUCGGCACUGCUCGUGUUCCUACCGAGAAUGGGUGCCAAAUCGUUCAAGACCCCGAGUCCAAACACAUUGUUGUCUUGUGCCACGGCCAAUUCUAUUAUUUCGAUGUUCUGGAUGAUAAUUCCGAUGUCAUCAUGACGGAAAAGGACAUCUCUAUCAACCUCCAGACGAUCAUUGAGGACGCCGCACAGACCGGGAUUCAGGAUGCCGCCAAGGGCGCUCUUGGUGUCCUCAGCACCGAAAACCGAAAGAUCUGGUCUGGCUUGCGUGACGUCUUGACGCGCGAAGAGGGCUCCAACAAUGCUGACGGUCUUGCGAUUGUCGACUCGGCGCUAUUUGUGCUCUGUCUCGACUACACUGAGCCUGCUGACGUCGAUGCCUUGUGCGGCAACAUGCUCUGUGGUACAAGCGAGGUUGAGAAGGGCGUGCAAAUUGGGACAUGCACCAACCGAUGGUACGACAAGCUGCAGAUCAUCGUCUGCAAGAACGGUAGCGCGGGCAUCAACUUUGAGCACACUGGUGUUGAUGGCCAUACGGUCUUGCGGUUCGCUAGCGAUGUCUACACAGACACGAUCCUUCGGUUUGCCCGAACGAUUAAUGGACAGGCGCCAACACUCUGGGCGACAACCAGCCCAGAUCCCUCGAAGCGCGACCCUUCCAGCUUUGGAGAUCACUACGGCAAGAACUUCAUUACUUCCACCGGAUUCUCCCCCGACGCGUUUGUUCAAAUGGCCUUCCAGGCAGCCUACUAUGGUCUCUAUGGCCGUGUCGAAUGCACGUAUGAACCUGCGAUGACCAAGACGUUCCUUCACGGCCGCACAGAAGCCAUCCGCAGCGUCUCGGCCGAGUCGAUCAACUUUGUUCAAACCUUCUGGGCCGACAACCCCGCCGAGCAAAAGGUUGAGGCUCUGCGCAAGGCGUGUCAGAAGCACACGGCCAACACGCGUGAGUGCGCCAAAGCCCAAGGCUGUGAUCGUCACCUCUAUGCUCUCUUCUGCGUCUGGCAGAAGCUUGUGGAUGAGGAAAUGGGGGGCGGUCUCAGCUCGAAUGGCUACAACUCGUCGAUCGAUGGCUACUCCGAGCGCGAUCCCGGUUCGGCCGUUGGUAGCCCGGGCCGCGACUCGGUGCUCUCUCAGCAAGACGCCAAUGACAUCUCGCCCUUCCCUGGGCGCCGCCAGCGCGGCGACAGCACCAACUCGCGCAGCCGCGACUUGAACCCCUUGCCCCUUCUCUUUGCUGAUCCGGGCUGGGACAAGCUCAAUAACACGAUACUCUCGACUUCGAACUGCGGCAACCCCUCGCUGCGCCACUUUGGCUUUGGUCCCACGUCUGGUGACGGCUUCGGCAUCGGUUACAUUAUCAAAGACGAGGGCAUCAGCAUCUGUAUCUCGAGCAAGCACCGACAGACCAAGCGAUUCGUGGACACUCUAGAGAGCUAUCUCCUCGAAAUGCGCAGGGUGCUCCGCAUCACGACGCGGCGCGGCACAGGACCCAGCUCCGGCGGCGCCAAGCAGACCCGCGCACGGGAGCUCGAGGACACGGAACGGCCCAAGCCUCCCGCGACGCACAGGAUGAAGUCGCGCGGCCGGAUCAUCACGGGCCUUGACGCGCUGAAACCCUCUUUCGCGCGGUCAUCGACGGUGGGAACCAUGUCGCCUACGGAGGAGAGCGUGGCCAUGAGUGACGACGAGCUCGGCGGAUAUGGGUUCUUUGACGCCGGCAUGCUCCUGCAGGCGCUCAAGGCGCGGGGUGAGGGGUAUGAUGGCGGGGAGACGAAGCCGUCGGAGCGGGCGGCUGUGCAGGCGCGGAGGCGCGAUGUUGGCAAGAAGCUUCGGCUGAGCGACUACUAG